CCAAACAAGAAACAGUCUGCUAGAGAUUAUUACUGCCGGAUGGUCCAAAUUAAGUGUAUUUCUCUCUUUAAAACGAACCUUUAUCAAAAUGUCUCAGGAUACAUGGUCACAAAAUUAUGAUGCCACUUGUCGCCUGGCACAGGAAAUAGCAGAAAACAUCCAUGAACGAAACAGGCAGCAGAGAACAGGGGGAAACCCUGCAAAGAUCAACAUGACACUACGGGCAUCACUGCAGAAGCUCAAACAGAAUAUUUCCCAGCUCAAAGAGAGUUUGUUGCGAGCCUCAUCUUCUCGGCGCAUAAUGCAGUCAGAAGCUGACAGGAGGCAGAACCUUAUUGAUGACCUUCUAACCAGGGAGAAACAGCUUAAUGCCACUUUUAAAGGAGACAUCACGGAGUCUGAACCAUCCAGAAGGUCGACGCUGAUGGCCGGAGGGGCAGGAGCGAGUGGAGGAGUUGCUGUCAACCCAUGGCUGAUCAACGAAUCAGAGGACACCAAGGGGCUGACUUUUGGAGAGAUCAAACAGCAGCAACAGCGAGUCAUCGAAGCACAAGAUGCAGGCUUGGAUGCACUAGCAGCUGUCAUCAGCCGACAGAAGAUAAUGGGACAGGAGAUUGGAAAUGAGCUGGAUGAACAGAAUGAAAUCAUUGACGACCUUGCGCAUCUUGUGGACAAGACAGACAGCAGGAUUCGUAAUGAGACACGAAGGGUGAAGCUGGUGGAGACAAAGUCAGCAUCUUGUGGGAUGCUGGUGGUGAUUGUGCUGCUUCUUAUAGCAAUCAUAGUGGUUGCCGUGUGGCCUGUGUAGCUGAAGAAAACCGCAGUUGUCAUGGACCUGUUUUGGAUGUCUACAGCUGUACAUACACACACACACACACUGGAACACCUUCUCUCCUAUGGUUUUAUUUUGUGUAAUCUUGCUCAUCACACACAAAGGUCACUGGUGACUUUCCAAUGUGAUGUGAAAUUAAGACUUUGGUGCGUGAGACAGCACAUCAAAAUCUUGUCAGUUGGGUGAAACACAUUGAUGAUCCCAAAAGAAAGCUGUUUCUUUUUUUCUUUUUCUUUUUUAAUAUGUGAUGUUUAAAGGUGCAAACUGUCCCGUUCAAUAGCUCUUGAAGUGUCUGGCGCAUUAAAUCAACUAUAUAUCAAACUGUUAAAUUGUGUGUAAGCAUCUUGAAAAAUAUUUUUAGCCUUUAAUUUGACUAAUGUUGACCUAACAGUAGGACUUCCCACAGGUAGCAGGAGCUUUCCUUUAAUAAGUCUGUCUGUGGAGUGGAUCGAGGCUCACACUGGGUACAGUUAUUCCACAAGCUUUGCAAUAUUCACACUCACUUAUAUUUACCCAUGCAUUACUGUAGCAGCUGUAAUGUUAUCAUUUGUCUUGGGAUUUUAUAAUGUUUAUAGAACAGCUUUCAGCCAAAACAAACACCUCGACUGUGUUACUGACAUGGUUGUUUUCCUUCCUUGUAAAUCAAUUCAGAUUGUAAUUUCUAAUAAAUGACAUUUCC
Scomber scombrus (Atlantic mackerel) is the source of this 1511-nucleotide messenger RNA. RefSeq names its product syntaxin 8 (gene stx8). Bases 89 to 808 code for a protein of 239 amino acids. The record is from RefSeq and is a predicted model, not a curated record. Lineage: Eukaryota; Metazoa; Chordata; Actinopteri; Scombriformes; Scombridae. The transcript is spliced from 8 exons. Gene Ontology annotation, biological process: intracellular protein transport; vesicle fusion. Gene Ontology annotation, molecular function: SNARE binding; SNAP receptor activity. Gene Ontology annotation, cellular component: SNARE complex; endomembrane system.